Cheilinus undulatus (humphead wrasse) is the source of this 1101-nucleotide messenger RNA. RefSeq names its product putative nuclease HARBI1. The record is from RefSeq and is a predicted model, not a curated record. The transcript is spliced from 6 exons. Lineage: Eukaryota; Metazoa; Chordata; Actinopteri; Labriformes; Labridae. Bases 1 to 1101 code for a protein of 366 amino acids.
AUGGCACGCCCUUUUUUGGAGGAUGUACUGGAUGAGGAAGCGCUCAUCAUCAGACGAGCCUUUGGACGUGAAAGAGUUUUCAGGGACAGGUCAGACCCAUUGGUGUUUGGAGAUGACUAUCUCAUUGAGAGAUACAGAUUUUGUAGUGAUGGACUGAAGUACCUAUGUAGGCUCCUCGGUCCUGAAAUACAGCACCAGACUGUAUUUAGCCAUGCCCUAACUGUACCAUGGAUGGUCUCUGUAACAGUGAGGUUCCUUGCAAGUGGAAGCUUCCUGUAUUCUGUUGGGGAUGCAGAGAACCUCAAUAAAGGUACCAUUCACCUCGCAGUAAGACGUGUUUGCCUGGCCCUGAAGUCACUCAUCCACAUCUUCAUCACCUUCCCUGGCCACAGAAGACUUCUCUACAUCAAGGAGGACUUCUACAAGAUUGCAGCUUUCCCUAAGGUGAUUGGUGCAGUGGACUGCACCCACAUUAGAAUUCAACGUCCCUCAGGGGAACAUGAGGGAGAUUAUGUCAACAGAAAAUCUUUCCACAGCAUCAGUGUUCAGAUGAUCUGUGAUGCUAACUGCCUUGUGAGCGAUCUAGAGGCAAAGUGGCCUGAAUCAGUCCACGACUCCAGAGUCUUCAGGGCUAAGAAAUUAUGCAUUUUAUUAUUAGGUGAAUUCUCUGGAGUGCUGCUGGGAGACAAAGGCUACACCUGCGAGUCAUUUCUCCUGACUCCCCUUGCUGACCCCCAAACCCCACAGCAGGCCUACAACAAUGCACACAGCAAGACAAGGGCUAGCACUGAGAUGACCUUCGGCCUUCUGAAAUCACGUAUGAGUUACGCUUAUGGUGGCGGAGGCGGGAGAAGAGGCAGACGAGGACACAGGGAUGGAAGCAGAGAAAGAAGGAAGAGAGUCGGUAGAGAAGGCUGGAGAAAUGACAGCUCCGACUUUGACCCAGACCAAGGAGGACCUCCACACCUGAAAGGCCAGGAGAUUGGGCUAUGUGCCUCACUCUCCGCUCACCAGCAGCUCGACUCCAGCACUCUCACCCACGAAGAUUUCCCCUCACGCUCCGGACACUUGGAUCCCCCCCCCUUUUCCUGCGCACAAUAA